Colletotrichum navitas is the source of this 1164-nucleotide messenger RNA. RefSeq names its product alpha/beta hydrolase fold protein. NCBI's taxonomy places the organism in Eukaryota, Fungi, Ascomycota, Sordariomycetes, Glomerellales, Glomerellaceae. Gene Ontology annotation, molecular function: hydrolase activity. The transcript has 2 exons. The record is from RefSeq and is a predicted model, not a curated record. The coding region runs from base 1 to 1164 and encodes 387 amino acids.
AUGGGUCUCGCGAGGAACGCAGAGUCUGGCGGCGACAGCGUCCACCAACCGGUGGCGUCUUGGCUUAAACGCGUCGUGUACGGCACCAAGAUCUCGUCGCUGCAGCAAUGGUACUUUCAGAAGGCCGGCUUCGAGGCGUGCAUGUCGUACUUCUAUCCUCCCACCAUGCGGCCAGACCUCAUCAAGCAGUAUGACUGCAGAAAGGCCUUGCCUAUACGCAUCUUCUUCCCUUCCGACUACGACCAGACCUCGCCGCAGACGCUCCCGACGCUCUUCACGAUCCACGGCGGCGGCUUCUGCAUCGGCGUCCCCGACGACGACGACACGUGGAACCGCACGUUUGCCGACCUCAACGGCGUCCUCGUCAUCGCGCUGCACUACUGGAAGGCUCCCUGGACGCCGUGGCCGCACGCGCUGCACGACCUCGAGGCGCUCUUCCUCGCCGCCGUCGCCGACGAGUCCCUGCCGAUCGACAGGGCGCGCGUGGCCCUCGGCGGCUUCAGCGCUGGCGGCAACCUCGCGCUGUGCCUGUCGCAGAUGCCGUCCGUCCGGGGCCACGCGACGGCGGCGCCCAAGGCCGUGGUGCCCGUCUACCCGCCGACCGACUUCGCGACGCCGUCGGCGUCCAAGCGGGACCGCCGGCCGUACAAGGUCGGCAAGCUGCCGGGGAUCCGCGGGUCCCGGCGGGACUUUGUGCUCGAGUUCGCCGACGUCUUCGACUGGAGCUACAUACCCUACGGGACGGACCUGCGGAACCCGCUGGUGUCGCCGCUGUACGCGGCGCGCGAGGACCUGCCGGCCAACGUGUGCGUCGUGGCGGCGGAGCUCGACUACCUCGCCUACGAGGCGUGGGAGCUGGCGUGCAAGCUGGGCGGGCGGCCGCGGCCCCCCGUCGGCGGCGCCGUGGGACGGCCCGAGCCGGCGGCGGGGGCGGGGCGGGCGGCGCCGGAGCUCGAGCUGGCGGACGAGAGGUUCGCGUGGGAGGCGGCGGACGAGCGGGGCAGCGUCAAGUGGCUGCUCGUGCCGGACGUGGUCCACGCCUUCGACAUGCACGAGAUGGGCGCCGCGCAGAUGGACGCGGCGAGCGCGAGGGACGGCAACGCAAAGGCCGUCAAGGUGAUGGGGGCCGUGGGGGAGUGGCUGAGGAGGACGGCGUGGAAAUGA